Molecule: messenger RNA, 1593 nt
Organism: Candidozyma auris
Lineage: Eukaryota; Fungi; Ascomycota; Pichiomycetes; Serinales; Metschnikowiaceae
Exons: 1
Coding region: 1-1593 (530 amino acids)
Molecular function (GO): NAD+ binding
Source: RefSeq, a predicted model, not a curated record
AUGGGCUCUACAAAGGACCUAGAUGUGGUUCUCAUAGACUCGGACUCGGAUCUGGAGCUACAGCAUGUGUCCAAGAAACAGAAAAUGGGGCCUCAACUGCCGCAAGCGGUGUCACUGGAAGUUGUUAUUCCCCCGUUUCAGAAACCGUUCCAAGACUCGGACUCAGACUCCCCGAAUCCUGAUGUUACUGCUCCCGUAAACGAGGGCAUCCCGUUGAAGGGCUCUUCACCUCAAGAAUCAGCGUCCAGUGAUCUGACAGCCGCCAGUGUGGACUCUCUGGACUUGGAUGAGAUCAGCAUGAGCGGUCACACGAAAAAUAACACAGAUGACGCGGUGCCAUCGGCAGAUCAGAUAGCUAUGAAGAGAACUAUUUAUGAGACGAGAAAAUUCUUGAAGAAUGAAGGUAUUAUGGCAUUUCUCGAAGAGUACCUUCCUCCCACAGCAUCCAGCGAUGAGAUCUACAAGCUCAUCGUCAUGCUAGGCUUCUAUCCUCGAAACUUACCUCCGUUUGAAAAAGGGGAGAACCUUCUCCAACUUAUAAAACUUCUUCAUUUAGCUAUGAAACGGGUUCGUCAAUUACGGUCCCGUCUUGAAAACUUUUACACAGUUGAGCAUGCCUUAGACAAGAUCAAAUCGGCACAGAAGGUCUUAGUGAUCACGGGAGCCGGUAUCUCUACAAGUUUGGGGAUACCAGACUUUAGAUCUUCCAAAGGUUUCUACUCUCGUAUUUCUCACAUGGGUCUCACGGACCCCCAGGAAGUAUUCGACUUGGAAAUCUUCCACACCGAUCCUUCCAUCUUUUAUUCUAUUGCACACAUGAUUUUACCGCCUGAUAACAUCUACGCUCCGUUACACAAAUUUAUCAGACUCUUACAGGACAAAGGCAAACUUUUACGUAACUACACCCAGAAUAUAGAUAACUUGGAGGCAAACGCUGGAAUCCUUCCUGAGAAGAUGAUCCAGUGUCAUGGGUCUUUCGCUCAUGCAACUUGUGUUACUUGUGGAUAUAAAGUCCCUGGUGAGACGCUUUAUAAAAACAUGAGGAAUAAGGAAGUUGCUUAUUGCCCGCACUGUGCCAAAGCUAGAGCCAGGUUAAUGGACCAGGAUGAUGCCUACGUGGAGGAGAGUUACGGAGUGAUGAAGCCUGAUAUUACAUUCUUUGGUGAGGCUCUACCGCGAGCGUUUCAUGACACAAUAAACCAGGAUCUUAGGGAAUGUGAUUUGAUCAUAAGCAUUGGUACUUCUCUCAAGGUUGCCCCGGUGGCUGACAUAGUUGACAAAGUGCCUGCCGACGUUCCCCAGAUUCUCAUUAACAGGGACCCCAUUCAUCAUUGCAACUUUGACAUCAGCUUCUUGGGCUAUUGCGAUGAUGUAGCUGCGUACUUGUGUAAUCGCUUGGGACCCGAUUGGGCUCUCGACCACCCGCAGUAUGAAGAAAUCUUGUGUCCAACCAGAGACAAUCUUCAGCUCGAGGCAACCAGGGAACGUGGGGUUUACAACAUCAUUAACCUUAAAAGAGAAUCCCAAAUGGCAAAUGAGCCACAACCCGCUCCCGAAGAACCAGACUUGGUCGUUUUGGAGCCUACAAUAUAA